UUGAGCUCUUUAGAACCAGUGACGUCUCAACUUCACUCUCACUUAGCACUAACCAAAAUUUAUGGAGGUGGGAUUUAAAAGAUAGGACUAGGGUGAGAGUAUGAGGUAGAUACCUGCUUUUCAAACAAGUCGCCCCUAUGAGGUUCGCGGACAUUAUUAUCGACUUGGCUGCUGUCGUCCAAGCAUCUCGGUCUGUUGCAUCGAGACAUAUAGAGCUCCGAGCUCGACAGAUCGAUCGCUACGGCCGAACCUCAAGUAUUGUGCGGUCUUUGAGAGAGAAGAAGUCGGGCACUUAUCCUAUCCACCCGGAAACAUCUAGCGUUGCUAAUGCUUCAGUUGGUAAUGGUAAAGAACCAACUCGUGAUACAAUUACUCAGUCCGACUUACCUGCAACCCAAGCCGAAAGUAUAGAACCUGGUGCAAGGGUUCCUCCAUUAAGGGAUAUACAAAAGGAUGCUGAAGAUAUUAGAGCCUCACCCUUAGACCAGCAAGAUGCCUAUAGGAAACUUUUUCGACACGGCUCACCAGAUGACGUGGCAUCCGCACAGCACUCCUCAGUGGUGCAGCCGGAUCAAAGUGCAAUUCUAGCUCAACUAAGGAAAAAAGCCGAGGAAGCUGAAAAAAGCACCAAGGUCGAAUUAAAUUGUACUUCUGAACCCCGUUUAGCAACAUCGGGCGUCGCUUCGAGCUCCCCAGUUGGGGAGGGUGUUCCUUCAGAUGUGGAUGUAAAUGUAUUUCACACGAAUCGAGGUUCACAAAUAUUAGAGGGACAAAAACAUAUACUUCGUGCAAAUCGGCCUAAUAUUGCGGCUCCGUCCCCUGGGUGGUUUAAAGAUUACGGCCAUGGACAAGUAAAACCCCACAAAGAGGAGACCCAGGCAUCGCCUCCUAUUGCUGAAAUUUCGGCAACACCGAGGGACUCGGCGGCGAAUAAGAAGACGACACAUACGGAAGUCAAUACUGAUGCCCUAUUUGCUAGAGAAGAACCUAUAAGCCAGGAGGCUGAGAAGGAACACACUCAGAUGGUUGAUGAAAUCUUGCCCAGAACAGAAAUAGAGAUACCACCGGACGUAACAGUCGAAACAGAAGCCAUGUUCAAUGACGGGUCGACAAGACCGGCGUAUGUUCUCCGGGAAUCCAAGGUACCAUCCACCCGCUUAGGCCGAUUAUGGAACUACGGGGGAUUAGCCGCCGGAAUGCUAGGCGGCGCCAUCACCGAAGGGCUUAGUAGAAGCCUCGGCGGCGGCGGUAAGGGCUCGGUGUUACUCAGCUCUGGGAACAUGGAGCGGCUCGUUGCUAAGCUCUCCCGGAUGCGAGGCGCAGCGCUGAAGAUGGGCCAGUUGAUGAGUUUCCAGGACUCCAAGAUGCUUCCCGCGCCCAUUCAGGAAGUCCUCCAGAGAGUCCAGGAUCGAGCCGAUUACAUGCCCGCGUGGCAGCGUGACCGCGUGCUCACGGCCAACCUCGGACCUGAAUGGCGGGAGUUAUUUGGCGAGUUCGAAGACAAACCGAUCGCAGCGGCGUCGAUCGGCCAAGUGCACCGCGCAACGCUUAAAUCUACAGGUGAAAAGGUGGCUGUUAAGAUCCAAUUCCCAGGCGUUGCAGACUCAAUCAAUUCGGACUUAGACAACAUAUCUAUGCUUCUAACCGCCUCUAAGAUGCUACCCAAGGGACUAUAUCUUAACAAGACGAUCGACAACGCACGGACAGAACUAGCUUGGGAAUGCGACUACGAGCGGGAGGCCCAGUGCGGGCAGCGGUAUCGGGAGCUUCUGUCCGACGAGCCGGACGUUUUCCUUGUGCCCAAGAUCUACGCAGAGGCCUCGGGGAAACACGUUAUAACGAUGGAGUUUAUGGAGGGAGUAGGCGUGACACGGAACCAGUCAUUCACGCAGGAGCAGAAGGAUUGGAUCGGCACACAGAUCCUGCGGCUCUGCUUGCGCGAGAUCACAGAGUUCCGCUUCAUGCAGACGGAUCCUAACUGGACUAACUUCCUAUACAAUGCUGAUACCCAGAAACUCGAGCUCCUCGACUUCGGUGCUUCGCGCGAAUUCCCAGAGCAAUUUGUCAUCCAAUACGUCGGUUUACUCGCUGCCGCCGCACGCUCUGACCGCCACACCGUCCUCAAACUAUCACGCAGCCUAGGAUAUCUUACAGGCCACGAGAGUAAAACCAUGCUUGACGCACACGUGACCUCGAUCCUGACGCUAGCCGAGCCGUUCCUACACUCGGCGCCUCAGGUGUACGAUUUCAACGACCAGACCAUUACCGAGCGCGUCAAAGCGCUCAUCCCCACCAUGAUCCGCGAGCGUCUGAGUCCCCCACCCGAGGAAACGUACAGUCUACACCGCAAACUAAGCGGUGCUUUCCUGCUCUGCGCUAAGCUGGGCGCCCGCGUGAGGUGCCGCGAGCUGUUCGACCGAGCGAUAAAGAAGAUGGAUGUGGAUGUUGUUGUGUGAUAGGGGAUAUGAAUGUAUCAAUCGGAUUAUACCCACCACUCACCUCUGUAUAAACAAUCUACCUACCCAAGGUUAUAUGUCACAUGGAAUAAGGGCAACGGAGCAUUAAAGGGGUGGAUAGAACUGCGGGAAAAUGUUAUCAUUUUGUUUAUAG
This is a messenger RNA of Daldinia decipiens, 2610 nucleotides long. Its product is annotated as ABC1-domain-containing protein. The coding region runs from base 138 to 2456 and encodes 772 amino acids. Gene Ontology annotation, molecular function: kinase activity. NCBI's taxonomy places the organism in Eukaryota, Fungi, Ascomycota, Sordariomycetes, Xylariales, Hypoxylaceae. Gene Ontology annotation, cellular component: extrinsic component of mitochondrial inner membrane. The transcript has a single exon. The record is from RefSeq and is a predicted model, not a curated record. Gene Ontology annotation, biological process: ubiquinone biosynthetic process.